UACCGCCGCUUCCGUCCAGCGGUGCGAGCCCACCGGAAACGUAAAAGCGACGACACCGAACCCAGACACACACACACACACACACACACACACACAGACAGACAGAGCUUCACCCACGCUGCAGCCGGAGGAGCCGGAGGAGAGCGGCGGAGGAACGGCGUCGGGAAGAGGCACGAGUCGCCGCCGAUAAGGCGCUUGCCGGCCGGACGGCUGGCUGGACGCCCAGCAAGACACAAGCUAGCAGGUCCAAGAGAAGGUUCUGUCCUCCCUCGCGGUUGAAAUGUCAAAGUUCACGGCCAGUAACCAUGGAGACGCACGACGGGCAGCAACAGCGGCGGCAGGAGGCCUCGGCCAAUGAGAGCGCUGCAUCCGGCACCGGUGCCCGCCCCUUGGCAAUCAACUCCAUGUCGCUGUACGAAAGGCAGGCCGUGCAGGCCCUGCAGGCGCUGCAGAGGCAGCCGCACGCCGCUCAGUACUUCCAGCAGCUGAUGUUGCAGCAGCACAUCAACAAAACGCAGCUGCGCAACCUGGCCGCCGUGCAGCAGGUCAAGGCCGGCGCGACGUCAGACUCCGCGUCCGCGGCCGGCAGUCGGCCCGUCACCGCGGCGACCGCGUCAACCAUCAGCCAGUCGCUGGUGCUGAGCGGCGGGGCGGGGGGUCGCGGUCAGAUGUUUCUCAGGGUCAACCGUCCCCCGAGAGCACCCAUCUCCUCGCAGCUCAUCUUUAUGCCGGGCCGAGCGCCGACGACCGCCACCGUGGCGACCGCCUCCGCGGCGACCGUCGCUCGUCCACCCAAAGAAGAAGUAGCGGCUACGAUGUCCUCCGGCAGCCAAACGGACGGCGAGCUGAAUUUGACAGUGAGGGGCGCGUCCUGUCCGAAAGGUGUCAAGACGGAGGUGCUCGAAAAGAGUGACGCAGCGUCGUCCUCACUGGUCGCCUCCCCCAAAAAGUCCACUCACCCGCAGCCGUCCCCCAUCAAGAUCCCCACCUACCCUCAGCCCGCCCACUUUAAAGGCCACCCCUCCCCCCCCUCCUCCGGUUCCACCUCCUCCAUCCCGUUCCCGCAGCUUCUGCUUCACGGAACCCGUACCCUCACCACGGGGACGGCGGCGCCCGCUGGCGCGCAGGCGUUGGUCUUGGCGUCCGCCGCGGCCUCACAGGCCCGUGCGUACCCGCUGGGCACGGCCGGCGUCGAGCCUAUGCAGAAGAGCGCGCCGGGCGGCGACAAGGUGGCCCACGGCAACGGGCCGGUCCCCAUCCAGCCCAAAACCGUGCAGGGGCUCCGCCUGCCCCUCCGGCUCACUUCCAAAAAACCCCCGCCCAUCAUGCCCGCCCCGCCGCCUGCCGACCGCCCCCCGCGGACGCCCCACGUCCCCGUUCAGAUUGUGGGCGCCCGGCAGAGCGCGCUGGGAAGCGGUCAGGGGUUAGCCUUACUCAGGGGGGGCUGCGGUCAGGAGGGGGCGGCCGUCUUCACCAGCUCGUCCAGCCGGCUCACCGUGGUGGCCUCCGUCGCUUCCGGGGAGGGCGCCGUCCCGGGGCGAGCACCGCCCGCCUCGACCUCGCAGGUUCAUCCGUGCCCCGGAACCCUGGUGCCCGCCUCCGCGCUGCCUCGUGCCCCGCUGCCCCUGGCGCAAGAGGCGCAAAGAGGGGCAGUGGAUGCGCCCGCUAACGGCGACGCCACAGGAAGUCGGAGCAAGGAUGCGGCGCUGAAGCGCAAGCUGGAGUCCGGCGACGACUUCGUCCCCGAAGUCCGACGGCCGCCGCCGUUACGAGAUGACGACUCAACUCUGGCCAACUUGGACGCAGCAGUUUCCGCCGCCCCUCUGGCCUCUCCCUCACCGUCCCGUGGCGUCUGCGGUGCGGGUGAGAGGGCUCCUCCCCCCCAAGCGGUGGCGAAGCCGCACAUCCUGACGCAUGUCAUCGAGGGCUUCGUCAUCCAGGAAGGCGCCCGGCCUUUUCCGGUAUGCGGGCAAAUCAAAGACUCGGCCGGGGAGGACUUCGCUUCCUCUGUAGCCACGGCAACAAUGCUGAAAUGCGAGUGCUGCGAGAAGUUGGCCCCCGCCAGCCAUUUUCCAGGAACCAAAAGGUUCUGCUCCACCUUGUGUGCAAAGAGGCACAAGCUCACCUUUGGCAGGCGGCCAUCUCGGGAGCAUCGAAGUCACCUCUCCAACUCGGAGGAGGAAUGCGACGUGGCCCAGAGGACGACGACGAGGAGGAGGAGGAGGAGGAAGGUGCCGCGCCGGACCAGCUCGGAAAUCGCUAGCGCCAAGAUCGCGGGCCAGUCGCUGUCGCUCAAGCACCUCUCCGAGUCCAGCCGCUCGGACAGCGAGUGGAGCGGCGAGGACGACGACGCCGUGUCUCCCUCGCCCGCGUCCUCCUCGGCUUCCGGCCGCCGCCGGCCCCCGCCGUCGCCGCCGCCCGCCAAGCAGAUAUCCGCCGCGCCUUCGAGCCCCGCACAUUGGAGUGUGGACCAAGUGUCGCAGUUUAUUUGCUCGCUACAAGGUGGGAAGCCUUUAAAGCGGCGCCGACGUCAUUAUCUGAAGACACAAGACGGAUGCCCUCGGUGUUCCGGAAACUUCUCUGUGAAAGAGGGCUCCUGUUUCUCACCCGGCACGUUGCGUUUCAGGCUGCGAGGAUCUGGCGGCGCUCUUCUUGUCGCAGGAGAUCGACGGACAGGCGCUGAUGCUGUUGAAGGAGGACCACCUGGUGUCGGCCAUGAACAUCAAGCUGGGCCCCGCCCUCAAGAUCUGCGCGCACAUCAGCAACCUGAAGGACUGAUCCGCUAGCCCAGGUACCUCCGACCUUCUGACUUUGUCUCCUCUCCUGUUCCGAUUAAGGCCCGGACUCGUCCCGGACUCGUCCUGUUCAGACGUCCGCAAAUGUGAACUAUUUUUUCUUUUUUCCACCUUUGUGACAAACGUAGCAGAACUCUCGUGAGAAACUCGAAAGCUGUGUCGGGAUCGCUCGCUCUGCGCCGUGUUGUGAGUUUGCCGUUUCGUAGCGCAGUUCGAAUGUGUCGUUAAGUACAGUGGUGCCUUGAGAUACGAGUGACCCGACUUUUGAGUUUUUCAAGAUGCGAGCCUGUCGCGCUCGCAGUCACGUAUUAUUUAUCCUCCGCGGAGAACAGCUAAUAUUAGUACCGUACUGAUGAGCUUGAGGGGAGUCGAGACGUCUCGAUGAACACGAUAUCCGACCGCCUGUGGUUUUUAAAAUAUGGCAUAAUACAGACAUGGAGACACAUCAAGAAGUGUUUCCCAACGGACUGCUGUAAUAUGAAUCGUUUUUUACGAAGAAUGAAAAAAUAAAUGUCUAUAUAUAUAACAACACAUCUGCAUGUGUUACUCCAGUAACUCCUGUUACUUAAAGGGUUAUAGCACCGCGACACUGAUGCUAUUGAUGAGCCCGUCUCGAGCGUUUUGUGUCGUUUGUCAGCAUUGAGCUAAACGGACGCUGUGGUUUCAACGCACAAGGUUCAGUUCUCUUUUAGCGCUUGGAUCCACAAUUUUUGGCUCACAAGUCAAAGCAAAGAAAUUGGCCGAACAGUGGCUCGUAUCUCAAAAGAAACUCAUAACCUGAUUCAGUUGUAUUUCAAGGCAAUAGUGUACCUGUAAGAAAAUGUCUUCCACAAACCCGAUGAUGGAGUUUUGGUUCAGUAUUUUUUUUCCCUCUUUGGAAGUGGCGACCACGCCAGCAGGCACUUGUGAUCUUCUUCUCUGUACAACUAUUUUCUUUUCUUUCUUUAUUUUUUAAAACGCAUCUUUAAUCAUCUCCAUUAAUGACAUCUUUGGGUCUUUUUUGGACCGGACCGCAUUGACUUUGGACAUUGGGCACUUUUGUUUCUUCAGAAGCGGACCACGGAGACCUUCUUCAAGGCUUCAUUUCAGCCUAAAGACAGGCCACAGGUUUUUAACAAAAAAAAUAAAAUAUUUUUUUUUUUUUUUUUUUUUUUUGCUUUUUUGC
Molecule: messenger RNA, 3960 nt
Organism: Phycodurus eques (leafy seadragon)
Lineage: Eukaryota; Metazoa; Chordata; Actinopteri; Syngnathiformes; Syngnathidae
Product: polyhomeotic-like protein 1
Exons: 14
Coding region: 306-2786 (826 amino acids)
Cellular component (GO): PRC1 complex
Molecular function (GO): protein binding
Source: RefSeq, a predicted model, not a curated record